AUGUCUAAAAUGUUAACGACGGUGAGCGGACGGCUCACGGUGAGGUGCUUUGAAGCGGGGAACGCCAAUCCUGAGCGGACGGCUCAACCCGCAGCGUUCCAGAAGUGCGCAGUGUUUACGACGGUGAGCGGACGGCUCGCGGUGAGGUGCCUUGAAGCGGAGGACGCCAGCCAAUUGAGCGGACGGCUCAAUCUACUCCCUGUAACGACGCACCGUUUGGACCUCACAGAACAAGCUAUCCAGAGUCAUUCCGGUGAAGCAGUACCCAGUACUGCUGGUAAAGAGCUGUCACAUACGACCCGAACCAACUGGAAGGCUGCGCAAGCGAUAGCGGAGCAGUAUUGGAAACGUUGGAUUAAGGAAUACCUACCAACAAUCUCGAAACGAGAAAAGUGGCUAAAACUAUCCAAGCCGGUGCAAGUAGACGACAUCGUCACAUUCCCCGACGAAAAUAGGAUAGGAAAGUGGAUUAAAGGGCGAGUCACAGAAACCUUUGCUGGUCAAGACGGGAUCGUAAGAUCGGUCAGACUCAAGGUAGGGCAAAACGAGUAUCGUAAGGCGGUGGUGAAUCUAGCAGUUUUGGACGUAAAACCAAGCGACCAAAACCAAGACAACUCCCACCAACUUGGGGAAGGAAACGAAGCUUAG
Molecule: messenger RNA, 648 nt
Organism: Anopheles funestus (African malaria mosquito)
Lineage: Eukaryota; Metazoa; Arthropoda; Insecta; Diptera; Culicidae
Exons: 3
Coding region: 1-648 (215 amino acids)
Source: RefSeq, a predicted model, not a curated record